UCACGGCGACGAGGCACGCUAACACAGCCGGUGUCCGAGGGAGCCAGCUCAAGGGCCGCUGGCUGGGGCCGCUGGCUGAGACCGCAGGAUGGCGCAGAACCUGUAUGGUCCGCGAGAGCGAAUGGGCAAUUGGAACGAGGACAUCUACCUGGAGGAGCUUGAUGUUCUUCUGACCUGUAAGCUACCAGUGUCUGUAAAUUGAGGACUAUUGUAGACUUUUUGGGUUUCCUUCAUUUUCUUUUUCACCAGGAGGUCAUGAAGGACUUCUUGGAGAAGAGAGAUAAGGGACAGCUUCUCAUACAGAGAAACAGGAGACUCAAAGAGAAUCUUUUGAGACCGAUGCAGCUUUCCAUAACCGAGGAUGGAUACGUUCACUGUGGCGACAAAGUGAUGCUUGUGAAUCCUGACUACCCUGAGACAGAAGCUGAUCUGUUUUUGGGUGGGGACCUGAGCCUGUGCAUGACUCCGGAUGAAAUUAAAGCCCACCUGAGUGACGACUUAGAGGUGCCCUGUGGCCUGAGUGCAGCUCCAACCAAGAUCCCCGUUGGCAGAAACACUUUUAUCAUUUUGAGUGCAGACAGAAAUGCCAUGGGUCAAGUCCUUAGAUAUGGACAGAACUUCUGCCUUGCCAUAAGGGGAGGAUUUGAAGACAGAAUGCUGUAUUUAUCGAGUGAUCACAGGACCCUGCUGAAGUCAUCGAAGAGGUCUUGGCUCCAGGAGGUGUACCUGACCGAUGAGGCCUCCUACCUGAACUGUUGGCAGGCUGCCUUCCUGGACCCCCAGCUCCGCCUGGAGUACGAAGGCUUCCCGGUGCCGGCAAAUGCAAAAGUUCUCCUCAGUCACUGCCACACAAAUCGGGGACUGGCAGCCCACCGACACCUGUUCUUAAGUACCUAUUUUGGAAAGGAAGUGGAGGUGGCUGCUCACACACAUCUGGAUUCACACAGAGCGGAAAAGCCGAGGAACCAUUGGAUGUUGGUGACUGGGAACCCCCGGAAAGACUCGUCCACCAUGUUGGACGUGCCCAAGCUGCCGGCAGAGGACACCCGAGCCCUGGAGCGGGACACCCCAGCCCCAGAACAGGGUGCAGACCCUGGGGCUCAGUGACCCCAGGCACGCAUGCUCAAAAAACCUAGCUUUGCCAGGUCAUGCCCCAAGCUGUUUUUAAGCAAGGCAGAGAAGUACCUGAACACUAUGUUAAAAACAAAGGCUAUAUGGAGAUUAUUGAACUCGUGGUGGGGGCCUGGGACACAGGACAGACUGGCUCCAGGAAGCAGCUCCUACGUGGUAUUUGAAGGUGACAGAUGAUAUUCCUUUGUUGAUUAUUAAUUCCUGAAGAACUUCAGAUCCUAUUUAGCAGUGGCUUCUACAAGGACCCUGUGUGUGUGGGAUAGAGACAUCAGAACCGCACGGGAUUCCCGUCACCCCCUCCCUUCUCCCCACCACCUGGUGUACUAAGAAAUCCAUGCGUAGCCGUGAGCUGUAGCCUGACCUUGGAGCUAAAUGUCUCCCCCCUUGUAUGUUUGUUUCUACCUCUGACUUAGGGGGCGGUCAGGACCACUACCUGACUGGUCACACUAUCGAGUAAUGAUUUUCAAAGGGCACAGUCUCUUUAAUCCUUGAAACGGGCACAUGAGCCGUGGCACCUAUGUGAUCAGAAAGUUCCUGACAAAAUAAAUGUGCAUCCUUCCACGUAUUUGCUGGUCUGUUCAUUCUUUGUGGCGUCCCUGUGACAUGGAAGGUAAGGAGUUCUCGUAGGAUGGAGAAUCCCCCAGCCCUGCAGGUAAAGAGGAGCCGCAUGGCUGUCUCUCACGUAAAAACGCCAAGAGGCAGACAGUACGUCUCAGGUGGUAGAGAUGUGUUUUAAAGAGACGCUGCUUCAAGCCAGUGUGGAUCAACCCUCUUGAAGGAGGCAUUUGCCGGCAAGUGCUGCAGGACUCCGGGCGGUGGUUUCUGUCCCUGGUUGUGCAUGGGGUUUACCUGGAGGACAUUAGCCAUUGCUGAUGCCUGGGCCCCCGCCCAGAAAUUCUGACUUAAUGGUCGGAUUGCAGGCAGCCAAGGUCGAGACCCACUGCAGUAGGAGGUAAGGAGGAAAGCAUGGGUCCUUGGGGGGUGGUCAAGGAAGGCUUUCCUCAGUGAGUCUCAACCGGGCUGCACUUCCGAAUCACCCGAACAAUGUACAACACGCCCACAGCGCACUUGCAUGCCAGACUGGUAAAUCAGAAUUUCGGGGGUGGGGCUUUAAAAAAUGCAGAGCCCACCUCCAGAGAUUUUCACUUAGGUGCCUUGGAGCGGAGGUAACAAU
Messenger RNA from Zalophus californianus (California sea lion), 2305 nucleotides. It is a transcript of the gene CFAP161, whose product is annotated as cilia and flagella associated protein 161. The transcript has 7 exons. Lineage: Eukaryota; Metazoa; Chordata; Mammalia; Carnivora; Otariidae. Gene Ontology annotation, cellular component: motile cilium. Gene Ontology annotation, biological process: cilium assembly. Bases 256 to 1107 code for a protein of 283 amino acids. The record is from RefSeq and is a predicted model, not a curated record.